Molecule: messenger RNA, 2580 nt
Organism: Cuscuta europaea
Lineage: Eukaryota; Viridiplantae; Streptophyta; Magnoliopsida; Solanales; Convolvulaceae
Source: the annotation of a GenBank genome assembly
AUUAUUUUACUUAUCGCGGGGCAUAUGUAUCGUACCAACUGGGGCAUUGGUCAUGGACUAAAAGAUAUUUUAGACGCUCAUAAGGGUCCAUUUACAGGUCAGGGCCAUAAAGGUCUAUACGAUAUCCUAACAACAUCAUGGCAUGCUCAAUUAUCUAUUAACCUAGCAAUGCUAGGCUCUUUAACUAUUAUUGUAGCUCACCAUAUGUAUUCCAUGCCCCCUUACCCAUAUCUCGCUACUGACUACGGUACACAAUUGUCAUUAUUCACACAUCACAUGUGGAUUGGUGGAUUUCUUAUAGUAGGUGCUGCCGCUCAUGCAUCCAUUUUUAUGGUAAGAGACUACGAUCCAAUUAAUCGAUACAACGAUCUAUUGGACCGUGUCCUUCGACAUCGUGAUGCUAUAAUCUCACAUCUGAACUGGGUAUGUCUAUUUCUAGGCUUUCACAGUUUUGGUUUGUAUAUUCAUAAUGAUACGAUGAGCGCGUUAGGGCAUCCUCAAGAUAUGUUUUCAAAUACUGCUAUACAAUUACAACUUGUUUUUGCUCAAUGGAUACAAAACACCCAUACUUUAGCACCAGGUACAGCAGCAAGCACCUAUUUUACUUGGGGGGAUAUAGUAACAGUGGGUGGUAAAGUAGCUUUGGUACCUAUUCCAUUAGGAACCGCGGAUUUCUUGGUCCAUCACAUUCAUGCAUUUACGAUUCAUGUGACAGUCUUUAUACUCUUGAAAGGUGUUCUAUUUGCUCGCAGUUCCCGUUUGAUACCGGAUAAAGCAAAUCUUGGUUUUCGUUUUCCUUGUGAUGGACCUGGAAGAGGGGGUACAUGUCAAGUAUCGGCCUGGGAUCAUGUUUUCUUAGGCCUAUUUUGGAUGUACAAUUGUAUUUCGGUAGUCAUUUUUCAUUUCAGUUGGAAAAUGCAGUCAGAUGUUUGGGGCAGUAUAAAUGAUCAAAGAGUAAUAACUCAUAUAACCGGAGGGAACUUUUCCCAGAGUUCUAUUACUAUUAAUGGGUGGCUUCGCGAUUUCUUAUGGGCACAGGCCUCCCAAGUAAUUCAGUCCUAUGGUUCUUCAUUAUCUGCAUAUGGCCUUUUUUUCUUGGGUGCUCAUUUUGUAUGGGCUUUUAGUUUAAUGUUUCUAUUCAGUGGACGUGGUUAUUGGCAAGAACUUAUAGAAUCCAUAAUUUGGGCUCAUAAUAAAUUAAAAGUUGCUCCUGCUACUCAGCCAAGAGCCUUGAGCAUUGUACAAGGACGUGCUGUAGGAGUAACCCAUUACCUUCUGGGUGGAAUUGCCACAACAUGGGCAUUUUUCUUAGCACGAAUUAUUGCAGUCGGAUAAUGGCUAGGAGGAUUUGAAAGGCGCUAUGGCAUUAAGAUUUCCAAGGUUUAGCCAAGGCUUAGCUCAGGACCCCACUACUCGUCGUAUUUGGUUUGGUAUUGCUACUGCACAUGACUUCGAGAGUCAUGAUGAUAUCACAGAGGAACGCUUUUAUCAGAAUAUUUUUGCUUCGCACUUCGGUCAAGUGGCAAUAAUUUUUUUGUGGACUUCUGGGAAUCUAUUUCAUGUAGCUUGGCAAGGAAAUUUCGAGUCGUGGAUACAGGACCCUUUACAUGUACGACCUAUUGCUCAUGCUAUUUGGGAUCCUCAUUUUGGUCAACCGGCCGUGGAAGCUUUUACUAGAGGGGGUACCCUUGGCCCGGUGAAUAUCGCUUAUUCUGGUGUUUAUCAGUGGUGGUAUACAAUCGGGUUACGCACUAAUGAAGAUCUUUAUACUGGAGCUAUUUUUCUAUUAUGUAUUUCUGCCAUUUGCUUAGUAGCAGGUUGGUUACACCUACAACCUAAGUGGAAACCAAGUGUUUCAUGGUUCAAAAAUGCCGAAUCCCGCUUAAAUCACCAUUUGGCAGGACUUUUUGGCGUAAGUUCCUUGGCUUGGACAGGGCAUUUAGUACAUGUUGCGAUUCCUGCGUCCAGAGGGGAGUACGUUCGAUGGAAUAAUGUAUUAGAUGUAUUACCACACCCUCAAGGAUUAGGGCCCCUUUUGACAGAAAUGCAAAUGGUUGGAAAUAUGCCAAAUAAUACAAUGCAUGAUUUUCCUGGACCCAGUGAAGGGAAAAGGAACCAGAAAGGAAAGUAGGAAAAGGAAGGGAAAAUGAACCGGAAAGGAAGGGAUCAGUAUAUGGCAAUUCCAGGAGAAGUCAUCCAAUUCCGGGAAAUGUCCUCAGUAAACUUAAAAAGUCAAACGAAAGAUCUGUCGCACUGGUCAAAGCAGGGUUAGACAUUGUUGUUGCGGUUGGGUUACUUCAAUUGGCACCCAAAAAAGCAACUCCACGUGUGACAGGAGCCUUGGGAUUUGUCAGCUCUCUCAUAUUCUGUUAUCAGUUGCUCCCUUCACCAUCAAAGAUGAAGAUGGCUUGAUGAGAGCUGCCAAUGUUUGUCAAGUGAUCACCACGUCUUUUGCUACAAUAAUUAUGUGUAGAAAGGGGUUGUCUGUUGCUUAUGUUGCUUCCCUCUGUUGGUGCACAUUGUAAGAAGCUUAUAAAUCACGUUAUGUUUUAUAAUACACCUUAAAAUUAUCCUUAUUUC